AUGUCUGCAUUGCAAGUACUCCAAGCUCGCAACGAGACAACCACCAGGCUCUAUGCAGACCCUCACAACCCCCACCUCCACCUUGAACGAGGCCUUCAGUAUGAAAAGCUUGGCUUUCCCGAUCUCGCCUCUGCAGAUGCAUACCGCGCGCUGGCACUGCUAGAAUCCGUGGUUGACCCAGAUGAGUGCGAGUUCCAUGCCAGGCGGAAGAUAGACCCUUCCCAGCAGGCUCCCGAGAAAGCGACGAAUGAAUCAGAUGAUGAAGACGAAGACGAAGACGACAGCACUGUUGCCAUCACUCAAGAAGAAUAUGACACCAUAAUUGACCAGGUGUAUGUUCUUCUAGUGCGCAGUCUCGUCCGCUGCGGCUGCUACCGUGAUGCAUUUGAGUUCGGCGUGCGCGGGUUGGCCUUACUCGAAAAGAGAUCUGCCACAGCGUCAGUAGCUGCUUUGAACGUGCAGAUGGAUCGCGUGAAGCAAAUAUACAAAUCUCGCUCUGGCUCUGAAACAGAAAAUAUCGACCUGGACUCAAUCAACCCCAGUGUCCUCCCUGCACAAGGCUUCGCCCGCCGUGUCCUCUAUCCCUGGAACGAGCACGAGCCCGACCGCCGUUCACCAGAGACCCUCAACAUGCUCAACGAGCGGCUGGCAGUUAUUGCGCCGAAGUGUGAGGUCCGCGCAGUGGCCUUGCCGGUACUACAUGCCUCAGCAGACGACGACUCGUCCAGCAUGGACGUCUCCGUGCAGCUCGGCCUCUUCGCGAAAGAAGACAUCGCCCCAGACGAGAUCAUCCUCCGCGAAUCUUCACUGCUCACAGCAACCAACCGUCUCCACGACGAUCUCUGCGACGCAUGCAACGCACCACUCCCAGAACUGUCUGCCGCCGAGCCCCCCAUCGCCUGCGAGGGCGGCUGCGUAGACAUCAUCUUCUGCAGCCAGGCAUGCCACGACACGGCGCAGGAGGUGUACCACGGCGCAAUCUGCGGUCUCGAGGACGGCCUCGACUCUAUCGGGAAGGAUGUCCCCGACCCCAAGGAUAAGGCCGAUUACCUAUACCUUCUUCUGCUUGGCAGAGCGCUCGCCAUGUCCGCCACACAAGACAAGCACGCGCUCGACCUCCCCGAAGUGAAAUACAUCUGGGGCGAUUUCCACGAUUUCGAUAUCGAGUCUGUCUCCGCGGAAGCAGAGACAACGCCCACCACAGACGAUACCGCCACUCUCCCCUUCUCCUUCCAGCUCAAUGUCCUGCAGCCGGAACGUUUCCUCGACGAAAUGGGUCUGGAUCCCUACGCCGUGCUCUAUCGCUACGAUACCUGGGUUCUAAACACGCUCUUUGCUAAGUUCCGCGGUACGGCGUCAGGCCGACUAUCGACCUGGGAUGGGGGCCCGGAGCUGUGCGCUGUUCAUCCGCUGUGGUGUCUUGCAAACCAUUCGUGCGAUCCUAAUGUGACCUGGGAAUGGAGUAGCGAGAUUAAUUUCCGGGCGCGGAGAGACGAUGAGACGGCUGUUUGGUCGCGCGGGCUCGAGAUGAAGGAGCUCAGGCCUGGGGGUAUUGCGAAGGAUUCGGAGAUCCUGAAUCAUUAUUGCGAUAUUGGGUUGCCGGUUCAGAAGAGGAGGGAGUGGGCUUCUGGGGCUUUGGGUGGGACUUGUUUGUGUGAUAGGUGUGUUUGGGAGGCUGGGGAGGUUGAGUAG
Messenger RNA from Penicillium samsonianum, 1692 nucleotides. RefSeq names its product putative MYND domain protein. Gene Ontology annotation, cellular component: nucleus. Gene Ontology annotation, molecular function: protein binding. The transcript has a single exon. Bases 1 to 1692 code for a protein of 563 amino acids. The record is from RefSeq and is a predicted model, not a curated record. Lineage: Eukaryota; Fungi; Ascomycota; Eurotiomycetes; Eurotiales; Aspergillaceae.